Molecule: messenger RNA, 753 nt
Organism: Trichomonas vaginalis G3
Lineage: Eukaryota; Parabasalia; Trichomonadida; Trichomonadidae
Exons: 1
Coding region: 1-753 (250 amino acids)
Source: RefSeq, a predicted model, not a curated record
AUGAAAAGAAUACUUGAAGAUGGAUAUCACGGGUCGAAAUUCAUAUUGGAUCCUCAAGACGAUUAUCCAAAUCAUUACUUACAAAUGGAUAAUGACCUAGCCCAAAUAAAUCAAGCCUCGCAGAAAUUUCAAGAUGACGUAGAUAGGGGCUCGAAGGGUGUGAUUGGCGCCAGAUAUUUGGUUUCCAAUCCUCAAUAUAGCUGGUAUUGGUCACUCACAGAUGAUAUUUACAUGGAUUUAGACUUAGUCACUAAAUUUUUUGAAGAAUUAGAAAGGAAAUAUGAUCCUUAUUCUCAGAUUGUCAUAAAAGGUCAAUGUCUCUGCAAUCACGGAUACAGAUAUCUGCAAGGUGGAGCAGGGUAUAUAUUUAGCAACCUUGCAGCUAAGAAAUUCAAUGAAAUUUCAAUAAAUUGGUUACAAACCAUGACACAAUUUGACGAUUUACACUUCAAAGAUGUACUUGAUGCCUUUAAUCUUACCACUGAUGAUAUCGCAAUCAACAACAUAUUUGGAUAUCGCGCGGGAGAUAUUUUGAAAUAUCCAAAUUUCCAAAAAUGCCCCAGCAAUAUUAGUAAGACUUGCUGCGGGUAUGAUAGUAUAUACCCCAUGAAUAAAUUGAUGGUAAUUCACGAAAAUUAUAUGAAUGUAAUGGAAGUAGCUGUUUUAUUUGUAAGCCAAAUAAAGCAGAAGAACGAGUCGCUUUAUCAUUACUACUACGGAGAUCCUUGGGAACUUACACCAUGCAAACUAUAA